GCUGCGUCUCAAUCCACAGCAACCACCAAUGGCGGUUUUCAGCGUCUGCGGUGGGAGGUGACCGAGCUACAGCGGUGUUCGUCAGACCAUGAGACAUCCUGGAGAUCGGUCUACUCACGAAAACCUCUGUAGUGUCUGAACGAAUAGGACCAUUCUAUGGAAAGAUGAGACUCUUACGAACAGGAUCUCCGUUUUACUCCGUGACCGCAUCACGGGACUCAUCAGACGUUGGUACCGCUGAUCUGCCAACUUCUGCCUGUAGCGUCCGAACAGUUUGGGCUACACACUAAGAUGGAAAGGACAACCAUGACUUCCUGUCGGAGGUGACCAGUUACAGUGAUGUCACAAGGAGCAUCUGGACCUAUCAGGAGAGCCUAACUCACACUCCGAGUCCUGACUGGGAACUCAAUAUCUGUGACUCUGACACGGUACACAGCAGUCAGGAGGAUCCGUGGGAGUUCCUGCCAGACCCAGGGAGGAGUGGCUCUAGCACGCCAGCAGGGUGCUGUGUGACGGGGCCAGAGAUGACCCGGGUGGACCCCUCUCCCCACAGACCACCACACAGCUCACUGAUGGAGGAGAAGAGAGGUCGGGAGAGGUUCAGGCGACCCUCAGGAUCAAGAGGAGAAAGCGGCUACUUCUCUCCGGACAGGAAAGCCUUAUUUGAUGAUGGUCCCCAGGCUCAGGUGGAGGGUGUAUCCAAACGGCCUUACCGGCACUAUGAGAGGGGCCAUCCGCUCCCCAACAACCACAGCCCAGAACCCAAAGCCUCCAUCCCCUACCGGAACGUGAAUCUCGGAAUUCCCUCCCAGAGGAGAAGCGAUGAAACGUUCCAGCAGGAGACCUGGAGGAGUGAGUCUCCGCAGAGAUACACCUGUCAUUCCAACUUCAGACGUGGUGGCACUGAUUCUCAAGAUCAGUCUCCUAGCCCUCGCUCCCCAUGCCCAAACCGGUAUAAACUUGCUGAAUCACGAUCUGCAUCCUCCCAACGUAGAAGCUCCCACUCCAAAAGUCGCGCUCCUUCUCACGCUCCGUCUCACUCAUCUCGCUCCUUGUCUCGUCAUCCGUCAGGACGGUCCAGUCCCUCUCACAGACGAGGUUCGGUUGUGUCUCGCCACCCCUCCCCGUCUCGAAACACGGCCUUCUACAAACACACUGACUCCUCCCAUGUAAGAAAUGGUAAAACAGAGCAUUACGCCAAUGAGCGUGAUCAAGAUUCAAGAGAGUCAAGAGAAUCAAGAGAGUCAAGAGAGCCAAGAGCGUCAAGAGGAUCAAGAGGAUCAAGAGAGCCAAGAGAGUCAAGAGACCUAACAGAGUCAAGAGACCUAACAGAGUCAAGAGACCUAACAGAGUCAAGAGAGUCAAGAGAGUCAAGGGAGUCAAGACGUCCCUCCCACAACUCAAACAGUCACAGUUUGGACUCUGAAAAACUGUACAAAAAUCUUGACUCCAUCUCUCGACGUGACUCUCCAGCCUUGCAGCCAAACUCCUACGAAGGGUCUCGAAGGCCCCGGCCCAGAACAGAUAAAAAUCCUUCUCCAACCACUCUCAGUCGUGAUAGUUGGGAAUGCUCACCCCCUAUAAGUGGCUAUGGUACACACAGCCAUUCACCCCAAACAGAAACCAAGCAUAGCGACACCAGACCUGACACAGCACAGAGCUACUCAAGGAGACCAGAGAGGGUCGCUAGAGAGGAACGGACAGAGAUGCACCCCCCUAAAACCAACCCCAGCCUCCCUCCAGGCUCCUGGCGUGGCUCCUCCCACUCCCUUCUAAGCCCUGCCCUCUCUUGUAGCUCCUCCCCACCACGACUAGGCAUCGACUCCCAGCUGCUUGCCAAUUCGUUGAAACCCUGCCCUGCGACCAUGGAAAUUAAUGACAGGCCAAUCAGUGACAGGAGCAAGAGUAAUAUAAGGCGGGGCCUGGAGUACCUGUUGACCCAAGAGGAGCCCAAGAGAACCGCCUCAGUGGACUCCCAGGGGAUGACCAUAGAGGACUACGUCAUUCUGGCCGACAUCCCCAGACUGGACCUGGGGUCAGAGGGAGAGGGGGCGGAGGUGCUACUGGCCCCGAGGAGGAGGACCCAGAGCCCCAGCCCACGUAGAGACCAGAGGCACAGGACACCCAGGUAUGUAGAGGAAUCUGAUAGCUGCAGUACGAGGGUUGAGUCUGAUGAGAGAGGGAGAGGCAGAGAGAGGGGGAGAGACAGGAGGGAGAAAGAGAAGGAGAAAUAUUGCGACUCAGAGGAUGGACAACUGUCCCGAACCCAGUCCACAACUGAUCUUCAGCCGCAGAGGUCAGACAAUCAAACUAGAAAGGGCCUCAGAUCUUCUAAACCACGGCAGAGAGAUCUACCUGAAAGUACUCAAACACAGUCUGACCUAAAGGGCUGGAUGUCAAAACUGGAUGAAUAUGGGGAGUGGAGGAGACACUGGUUUGUGAUGAGGGACGCUGCACUGAGUUUCUACAUGGACUCUGAGGCUGAGGAGUCAGAUGACCUGGAUGGAGAGAUAGACCUGACGACCUGUAUGAACGUCCAAGACUUUGACGUGGAGAAGAACUAUGGAUUCCAGAUACAUACAAAGAAAGUAGUGUUCACUCUGUCAGCCUCGACCUCCAGGAUCAGGAGGAAGUGGGUUAAUGUGCUGAGACGGACUAUCCAACCCAGACACUCUUCAGACAUCACACCACGGUCAGACAGUGAAAGAGAAAACUCUCAGCCUGUGUCGUCUCGCCAGCCUCCCUCUGUGCUCACCUGUGAAGACUCCGACCCUCAAACCACUAACUCCACCUCCAACCUUUGUCAAAUGGACUCUUUGGCCCCGGAUCUAGAUGACACCUCCCCCAACAUGUCAUCAGACAGUCAGAGAGAGGCAGGAGAGGGCUGGGACAGAGAGCAAGCCAAGCGAUUGGAGGAGAGGAACAGAUGGUUUGAGGGGGGGAUCCCCUUCAGAGAGAUGGGCAGCAGAUGGGACUCUCUGGAUCUGAAGAAAGCUGGCGUACCUGUACCUGUCACUCACACCAUGGACGUGGACGUCAACAAUAAGUGGGUGGAGUUCGAGAGUCUAACAUUCAGGGAGAUGAGCGUGCUGUCUCGGAUUGGUGCACAGACUAAUCAGACCAAUCAGACGAUUCCUAAUCAGACGAUUCAGACGACCAGUGCAACGGCCCUACAGAGGGAGGCGCUAUCACUCAGGCAGCAGGUAGAAUGUCUGCGUAAGGAGCGUGUGGAGAUGGGGAUGGAGGUGGUCAGUCUGUGUGGCCCCUGGGCCCCCUGCGGCCAGCGUCUGGAGGCCAUGGAGGCGGCCCACCGCAGGGCCCUGAUGGAGCUCCAGCAGAGUCACGCCAGGGAGGUCCGAGAGCUGCAGAGACAGAGACUACUGCAGGAGGAGAGCCAGGCCACGGCACAAGCAGUUGAGGCCCUGAAGGAGGCUCACAGGGAGGAGCUGGAGAGGGAGGUGGAGAAAGCCAGAAGGAUGACUGAAGGGGGUGGCCAUAUGGGUACUACGCACAGAGGACAGACGCCCCAGGCUGAUGCCCUCCACAGUGAGUUGGACGUUCUGUCAGAGAGAUAUUCACAGAAGUGCCUGGAGCUGAACCGGGCCGAGCAGAGAGGAGGAGACAGAGAAACAGAGCUGAGCUGGAAGGACAGAGAGGUGGAACAGCUCCGCAGAGAGAACCAGGAACUGCAGGCUCGUCUGACUGAGGAGAUCAGCCGUAUGCGCCACUUCAUCACAGGUCAGAGGUCAGGAAACGUCUCCCCUGGCAACUUUGAGCGCAGUCCCUCGGAAUUGGAAAUGCUGCUACGAGCAAAGGAGAUUGAGGUCGAGUACCUACAAAAAGAGAUUGGCUGUCUAAGGAAUGAAGUGCAGUCUCUAACUAAGGAGAAGCAGAGUUUGUGUGACCGCUACAAAGAGGUGUACGUGGAGCUGAUUGGGAUGAAGGGUCGCAGUGAGCUGGAGAUCAGGGACCUCAGGGAGCACCUCAGACUGACUAACGCAGCGCUGCACGAGGAGAGAAGAGACACCUGAGACUGGCCAACGCAGCGCUGCAGGAAGAGAUAGAGUUGGUGGAUGGAUAGUUGGAUACCUGCUGUGAAGAGCCAAGAAGCCAUGCAAUAGCACAAUGUUUGUUCUUCGUUAUGGCUGGCUGUGGUUAGCCUGGAAUUCUCCAAACUGAUAUGCUCUGUUUCAACAUAUAGCAAAGUGAAACCG
Oncorhynchus keta (chum salmon) is the source of this 4214-nucleotide messenger RNA. RefSeq names its product TRIO and F-actin-binding protein-like. Gene Ontology annotation, biological process: actin filament organization; positive regulation of substrate adhesion-dependent cell spreading. The record is from RefSeq and is a predicted model, not a curated record. The coding region runs from base 525 to 4031 and encodes 1168 amino acids. The transcript has 16 exons. Gene Ontology annotation, cellular component: actin cytoskeleton. Lineage: Eukaryota; Metazoa; Chordata; Actinopteri; Salmoniformes; Salmonidae. Gene Ontology annotation, molecular function: actin filament binding.